This is a messenger RNA of Etheostoma cragini (Arkansas darter), 1749 nucleotides long. RefSeq names its product carboxypeptidase vitellogenic like (gene cpvl). The record is from RefSeq and is a predicted model, not a curated record. Gene Ontology annotation, biological process: proteolysis. The coding region runs from base 165 to 1601 and encodes 478 amino acids. Gene Ontology annotation, molecular function: serine-type carboxypeptidase activity. The transcript has 13 exons. NCBI's taxonomy places the organism in Eukaryota, Metazoa, Chordata, Actinopteri, Perciformes, Percidae.
CAACAACGACCACGUGAUCCAAUUUGUCAUAUGACCUACCAAGAGUUGAUCACGUGACUCAGCCUUGGAUGUUCACAAUGUACUUUUGUCCACAGCAGAGCUGACAGACGUGUUAACGACUAAAGGCUAAACUUGUUCCUGUUGCCAAAGAACCGACAGUGAACAUGCGGCUGUGGAGGGAAACUCUGGGCUUCCUGUUACUGUGGGCCUGUCUGGACUCUGCACACUCACGGAGCUGCUCCUCGUUUUUCUGCCGAAAAUCUCACCGUGUGAGCGGCCUGAAUGGAGUGGACCCCGGGUCUCCUCUCUUUCUCACUCCGUACCUGGAGAAGGGCGCCAUAGAUGAAGCCAGGAAACUGAGUAUGGUAGGAGAUAUGCCAGGUGCCAAUGUCAAGAGCUAUGCCGGAUACCUCACUGUCAACAAGAAAUACAACAGCAACCUCUUCUUUUGGUUCUUCCCUGCACUGAUGGAAAACCGAGAUAAAGCUCCGGUCCUGCUCUGGCUGCAAGGCGGACCCGGUGGCACCUCCAUGUUCGGUCUCUUUGUGGAACAUGGACCAUAUGUGGUCUAUAAGAACUUGACUGUUGGUUUGAGGGAUUACGCUUGGACAUUGAGAUAUUCAGUUUUGUACAUUGACAAUCCGGUUGGAACAGGUUUCAGCUUCACUGAUGAUGACCGAGGUUUUGCUCAGAACCAGGAUGAUGUAGGCAGAGAUCUGUACAGUGCUUUAACGCAGUUCUUCCAGCUCUUUCCUGAGUAUCAGUCCAAUGACUUCUAUGCAACUGGAGAGUCUUAUGCAGGGAAGUAUGUGCCUGCCGUUUCAUACUACAUCCAUAAAAACAACCCCACUGCCAAAGUGAAAAUCAACUUCAUGGGGAUGGCUAUCGGUGAUGGGCUCUGUGAUCCAGAACUGAUGCUCGGUGGUUAUGGUGAGUUCCUGUACCAAACUGGCAUGAUAGAUGAACUCCAAAAACAGUAUGUCGUCCAGCAGACAGACUUGGGGGUUAAACUCAUCCAGCACCAGAAGUGGCUGGAGGCCUUUCAGGUUUUCGAUAGCUUGCUGAAUGGUGACGUGGAACCAUAUCCCUCUUUCUUUCAAAAUGCUACCGGCUGCACCAACUACUUCAACUACAUGACGUGUCAGGAGCCUGAAGACCAGGAGUACUUCUCCCAGUUUGUGACUCUGCCAGCAGUGCGACGUGCUAUCCAUGUGGGGAAUCUGACGUUCCACGACGGCUCAGAGGUGGAGAAGCACCUUCUACAGGAUGUCAUGAAGAGCAUCAAACCGUGGCUCGGGGUACUGAUGGACAACUAUAGGGUCUUAAUCUACAGUGGUCAGCUUGAUGUGAUUGUAGCAGCUCCACUGACUGAGAGGUUCCUGCCUACUGUCAACUGGACCGGGGCGGCUGAGUACAAAACAGCCCCUCGCUUCCACUGGAAGCUUCAGCCCAGUGAUAAGGAGGUGGCAGGUUACGUGAGACAAGUGGGAGAGUUUUACCAGGUCAUCGUCCGAGGAGGAGGACACAUUCUGCCUUACGACCAACCAGCCAGGUCCUUUGACAUGAUUGACAGAUUCCUUUCAACGCAGAGCUGGAAAUGAGAGACAGCUGUUCAAAACGCCUCCAUUUUUUUAAGAACAUCUUUUUAAUUAUUGACUGUUGUAAAUCAGCACAUUGUUGGAUUUACACACAUCUCUAGGUGACAUCGGGUGUGGGACUUUGGACUGCUCUCUGAUGCACUGCAAAAUG